Messenger RNA from Plectropomus leopardus (leopard coralgrouper), 1488 nucleotides. RefSeq names its product hyaluronan and proteoglycan link protein 1b (gene hapln1b). Gene Ontology annotation, cellular component: perineuronal net; synapse. Gene Ontology annotation, molecular function: hyaluronic acid binding. The record is from RefSeq and is a predicted model, not a curated record. Gene Ontology annotation, biological process: glial cell differentiation; central nervous system development; positive regulation of neuroblast proliferation. NCBI's taxonomy places the organism in Eukaryota, Metazoa, Chordata, Actinopteri, Perciformes, Serranidae.
CACACACGUUCGCGCGCACACAAGGAGGAGUGCGCCUGCUUCCCUCGAGGAGCAGCCAGGAGAGCCUGCAAACAUCCGCACCGCCUGCUCCGUCCUGCCUUGACGCGCGGAAACAUUUUGCGCUUCAUUCCGCAUCCAGACCGCCGGAGGGUCCACACCGCGCGCUCAGCAGUGAUCAGAGUUUGGUGAGUGAAGAUGAUUCCUGUGCUGAUCUGUGCGUUGAUCUCUCUGACCGCAGCCGACAGCGAUUUAGACACUCUGUAUCCUGAACUGGAGCACUCGAGAACCAUCUAUGUCACAGAGAACGGCCCUCGACUUUCGGUGUCGGCGGAUCAAUCGAAGGUGGUGUCGCGGCGAGGAGGAAACGCUACGUUACCAUGCAAGAUCCGAAUGGACCAACCACUGACGCCCAGCCGCAAGAUGAGGAUCAAAUGGACCAAACUCACCUCCGACUACCUGAAAGAGGUGGACGUUUUCGUCGCCAUGGACUAUCACAAGCGUAGUUACGGCAGUUUCCACGGACGCGUCCACCUGCAGGGCUCCUCCCCCAUGGACGCCUCUCUGGUCAUCACAGAGCUCACCCUGGAGGAUUAUGGGAGGUAUAAAUGUGAAGUUAUCGACGGGCUGGAGGACGGAACGGUGGUGGUGUCGCUCGACCUGGAAGGCGUCGUCUUCCCCUACUUCCCCCGCCUGGGACGCUACAACCUCAACUUCUACGACGCAGAGCGGGCGUGUCGGGAGCAGGACGCCAUCGUGGCCUCCUUCGACCAGCUGUACGAAGCGUGGCGGGGGAAGCUGGACUGGUGCAACGCCGGCUGGCUGAGCGACGGCUCGGUGCAGUAUCCCAUCAUCAACCCCAGAGAGCCCUGCGGAGGCAAGAACACGGUGCCGGGCGUCCGAAACUACGGGCUGAGAGACAAAGACAAGAACCACUACGACGUUUUCUGUUUCACCUCCCACUACAAAGGUCGGUUCUACUACCUGAUCCACCCCUCUAAGUUAACCUACGACGAGGCCGUCAGGGCAUGUCAAAAAGACGGCGCCCAGAUCGCCAAAGUCGGCCAGAUGUACGCCGCCUGGAAGCUGCUGGGCUACGACCGCUGCGACGCCGGCUGGUUGGCCGACGGCAGCGUUCGUUAUCCCAUCUCCCGCCCCCGCCGGCGCUGCAGCCCCACAGAGGCCGCCGUGAGGUUCAACGGCUUCCCUGACAAAAAGCACAAGCUGUACGGAGUGUACUGCUUCAAGGGCCACAACUGAGCUGCACGCGCACACACACACACACACACACACACACACACACACACACACACACACACACAUUCAGACACUAGUGCACACACUAGUGUAAAAAGAGACACAUUCAAACUGUGAUGCUUUAUUUCAUGGAAACCUUAAGACAUUAUUGUCAGUUGCUUUGUAUUCUGGGACCUGAUACUCUCUGAGGGUUAGUUUACACAUAUUUAAGGUUCUUAUUAUUUAAUCAAUGCC